AUGACUGCAGCACGCAAUCGGCCCUUUCGGUUUCUUGCUCCUUGGGUCAUGCAUGAACAGUUCUCCCCUUUCGUUAGAACAACGUGGCCUCAACAAGGGGAUUGGGCGGAAAAUAUUCCCAAGUUUACCAAGGAGCUCGUUCGAUGGAAUAGAAACGUAUUUGGGAAUAUUAACAAGAGAAAGGAACAAGUACAUCGACGCCUAGAAGAUCUUAACAGGAAGACCACUUACACGGGGUCUACUAUCCGCCUAGAACAGAUUCGAAGGGAGUUAUGGGUGCAGUUAGAGGAAGUACUUGCUCAGGAGGAAGUUAUGUGGUUGCAAAAGUCACGGUGCAAUUGGUACCAACAUGGUGAUCGAAAUACACGCUACUUUCAUAGUGUGGCUAAUAGUAGACGCCGGAGAAAUAGAAUCGAGGCCCUCAAGCUUGAUUCAAGAGAAUGGUCUUAUGAUUCCAAAGUGAUUAUGGAAAUGGGUACAAAGUUUUUUGAGUCCCUCUACUUUGAGGAACCUGACACAGGAAACUCAAUUAUUUUUGAUGUGGGAUACCCCAUGAUUGACAACGUUCAACUGAACAACUUGGGCAGACAAAUUAAUAAUAUUGAGAUUAAACGAGCUUUGUUUGACAUGAGUCCUCUCAAAGCACCAGGGCCGGAUGGCUUGAACCCCUCUUUUUCCAAAGUCAAUGGGAUGUGGUAG
Messenger RNA from Neltuma alba, 699 nucleotides. RefSeq lists its product as uncharacterized. Lineage: Eukaryota; Viridiplantae; Streptophyta; Magnoliopsida; Fabales; Fabaceae. The record is from RefSeq and is a predicted model, not a curated record. Bases 1 to 699 code for a protein of 232 amino acids. The transcript has a single exon.